Molecule: messenger RNA, 2064 nt
Organism: Rhopalosiphum padi (bird cherry-oat aphid)
Lineage: Eukaryota; Metazoa; Arthropoda; Insecta; Hemiptera; Aphididae
Exons: 3
Coding region: 577-1701 (374 amino acids)
Molecular function (GO): protein binding
Source: RefSeq, a predicted model, not a curated record
GCCGAACACUUCAAAAAAAAACUUUUCAAGAAGAGUAAAAUUUUCAAUUUUUAAUUAAUAUUUCAAUUGAAAAAUUUUAAGUGAAAUAUUUCAAAUUCAUAACCCUACGUUAAUAGCUGGCUCUCAAGUCAGCGUACCUGACGGAACUACGGAAGAAAAAAAUAAAAAGAGACAAAUUCGGUCUUUAUAUUAUAAAUCUACUGCGUAUGAUUGUAGUACCUACUCUUUAAUCUAAUUGGUAACUAUAUCUAUCGUGUUGCCAAAACGACGAUAACAAUGUCCACACACACCACAGCUACUGAUACCAGCACCACGGCACAACCAUAACUCUACGCCGAUUCGGGACGCUUAAUCGAUACAACCGACGUGCAUCCUCACCAACAAGUUUUCGUCGAUAUAAAAUAAUAGGUACACCACCACACAGUGUUUCGGACCAAUCAAAAAUCUACUAGGUUUCUGAAUUCCAAUACAUCUUCUCUACAAUAUUAUUAUCGUUGCAUCCACGUCCGCAAACUUGUAUUACGACAUAGUUUUAUUUUUAUUUUAUAACGACCCGAAAGUAUUUGGAUUGGAGAAAUGGAGUCCUCAUUGUGUACCUCAAUCGUCGUGGAUUCCAUAUCUGGCGAAAGGCUGGAACCGUCACACUCCGCUAUUAUCACUAUCAAUGUCUCACCUGAACUGAACAAUAUAAUAGUCGCGCGUGGGAGGAACGUCCAAUCACAUUAUAAUUUGAGAGAACUCAGCGGACUCUACACAGAUGAAGUCUUUUCGGAUCGGUUAGCCCUGCGUUUCAGAGAUCAAAAGAAAAACUUGAUAGUACUCUGCCAAGACAAAACUCAUAUCCGGAACAUAUUGUUUCAUGUCCACGAGUUUAUGGCUUUGAACAAUAUGACUCAUAUUAUCAACGACGAGUUCAGGCUGGACAUGGGCUCGUUCUCGUGUUUAGAGCGUUUCAAUUUCGAAGCGAUUAAGCACAAUGUAACAAACCUAAUAUUAGAAAAUGUCGUUGUGUGUACCUUAAAAGGACUGACCACUAUGUCACACAUCAAAUGCAUCAGCCUGUCAGGCAGCACACUGGGCAGGACACGGUUGGAAAAGGAGACAUUUUGGAACUGGAUGACUUUUCCUAACAUCGAAGAUUCGUUGACUGUUCUGUUGCUGGAUUCGGUUAAUUUGACAAUGGUACCGUUUGAAAUGCAGAACCUGUAUAAACUGAAAUCUUUAUCUUUGGCCGAUAACCAUUUGAAAUGUUUACCUCAUUUUUUUGAUGGUUUUCCCGAAUUGACCUCUUUAUUUAUUAACAACAACAGUUUAACAUACUUACCGGUGAUGCUACAGAAUACAACUUUUAAAGAUAUAAAUAUUGCGGAUAAUAUGUUAAGAUUGCCAAACUCUGAAUCGUUACGUAUUCAAAGACCUAAACCAGAAGAAGAAAGAAAAAUUCCAGAAACAUUAUGUAAUUUAGCACUCUUUUCCAUGGUUAAAAAUAAAGUGAAAUUUAAAAGACAAGAUGUAAAUCGUUCAUUAUGGGACUAUUUUAAUAAUAUUAGUUCUUGUAGAGAAUGUGAUCGAAUGAUGGUAGUUACUCAACAAAAUGCAUUUUAUGAACUGGGCUUCGUGAGAGCAUAUAACUAUCAAUGUGCAGCAAAUAUUAUUUUAUGGCAGUAUUGCGAGUGUCUUCAUCACUGCAUAGAGGAGUGAUGCAAUUCUCGUACAAGCAUACAUGAUCGUUUUAGUCUUUUGUCAUGUACACAAUUUUUCAGUUAAAAUUAUAAAAUGUAUUUAUAUUUAGUUAUUAGCAGUAGUGUAAUUGCGAAACGGUAGUUAACGAGGGGUUGGGGACACCUUCUAAAAUUUUUGAGAGAUCAACAGUAUUCCAUUUACUCCCCAGAUGGCAGAUAUGCCAACAGUAUAAACCUUUAAAUUUACUAGAAUAAAUAAUGCAUAUUAUAAUAUGUAAUAUUUUUUUUCUCAAAUUAAAACAUAAUCUACAUUUAUUUAAUGUUUCUCUUUCUGUAUAAUAUGCUCACGUACUGUCGACAGUAUUCUAUUAUUUGUAUUAAA